CCCAUAUGCAUAUAUAAAUUAUUUGCACUAAAUCUUAGCUCAGCAUUCAAAAUCUCGAAGCUCCCUACGCUUUCAAAAAUCUCAAACCCGCGCCACCGCCUAUGGCCCCCUCCACACCUCCGCCGGCGGCGGAACCUUCUAGCGCCACCACAAAUACCACACGGCCGCUCUUCCAAAACCCUCCUAGACCCCAAACCUCCCACCCUUUCUAUUCGCCUUCGCCUCCGCGACUCCCUUCCAAUCCUAACCCUAAUUACCCUCAAUUGGCGCCUCGCCCGCCUCAUCUCCACCCCCAUCCGCAGGAUCCCUCUCACCUUCUCUACCCGGUCGCAUCCUCUGGCCGUGGAUUCCUCUCCAGGUCCGUCGGCAUGCCCGCUGGCCGAGCAGCCUCCCCGCGGCCGCCAUUUAUGUUCCCUUACUUGGACCAGGGCGGUCAGGGCCUCGUCAGGCCAAACCACUUUUCACAUAUGCUUCUUGGGUCUGGAUCGGGUCCUGCUGCUAAUGCUUCAGGUGGAGGGCUAGUGCCUGGCGUGGUUAAAGGAAUUCCCAUCCCGCACCAUUCGAAGGCUGGUCCUACUUCAGCUUCAAUGUCAGACAACAAUGGCCACAAGGAUUUAAGGAAUAUGAAUAAAGACGAUGCUUUUGUUACAGUCAAAUAUAGAAGGGUUCGAGUGUCUGAAGAUGCUUCUCUUUAUACCCUUUGCCGAUCAUGGUUGAGGAAUGGUUUUCCUGAGGAGACACAACAGCCUCCAUACCUUGACACUGUCAGAGCACUUCCCAGGCCUUUGCCUGCAGCUUCUCAAAAUCAGCUUUCGGAUUCAUCUGAUAAAAAGGCAGAAGAUAAAGAACAGGAAGACGAGGAUAAGGAUUCUGUUGAACAUUUGUCUGAGAGAGAACUAUUACAAAGACACAUCAGUCGAGCCAAGAGGGUUCGUUCACGGCUAAGAGAAGAGAGACUUCAAAGAAUAUCCAGAUACAAAACCCGGCUUGCUCUUCUCUUGCCUCCAAUGGUAGAACAGCAUUUCAAAAACGAAUCAUCUGGAGCCAACUGAGAAAUAAAACCUCACUGAUAUAGGUCAAGCAAGUCAUAUAUAUAUAUGACUUUCUUGCCAUUGAAAUCUUAUCAGGAAGCCUGACCAUCUAUUGCUGUAGUUGUCCAGACCAGAUUUGGAUUGAAGUGGAUGCAAAGACUGCGGUGAAUUGGAAACAAGUUUGGUUCAUCAAUACCCAUUUCAUGAAUUAUGAGUUUGUGGCAUAAUCUGUAAGUAACCUAAAUUAGAUGUUUGUAUUGCUCAUAUGACUUUGUCUGAGGUACCUGUAAUUUUUUAUUUUAUGUGUGGGGGGGAGGGGGGGGGGGGUGGUAUUAUUUACGCAGUUCGUGUUUCAAGUGAAGAUUGAUCCAAUCUAAAAUGCUGAAGAGUGUUAUGAACUUGUCUAUAAUUUGAUUUGCAUGCAGUAGUAGUCUACAUUGAGCUGAUAAAUGCAGCUGAGCUAAACUAACAUUGAAAUUGGUUGUUAUAUCGGUUAGUUUAUGUAUUCAAGUGUGUUAGAUGA
Messenger RNA from Andrographis paniculata, 1554 nucleotides. RefSeq lists its product as uncharacterized. The coding region runs from base 102 to 1052 and encodes 316 amino acids. The record is from RefSeq and is a predicted model, not a curated record. NCBI's taxonomy places the organism in Eukaryota, Viridiplantae, Streptophyta, Magnoliopsida, Lamiales, Acanthaceae. The transcript is spliced from 8 exons. Gene Ontology annotation, cellular component: transcription repressor complex.